Molecule: messenger RNA, 1137 nt
Organism: Papaver somniferum (opium poppy)
Lineage: Eukaryota; Viridiplantae; Streptophyta; Magnoliopsida; Ranunculales; Papaveraceae
Product: F-box/kelch-repeat protein At3g06240-like
Exons: 1
Coding region: 1-1137 (378 amino acids)
Molecular function (GO): protein binding
Source: RefSeq, a predicted model, not a curated record
AUGUCAAGCUCCAGCAUUCCUGGAGAGAUCCAAGAAGAUAUUAUAUUAAGGUUACCGGUAAAAUCCAUCUCACGUUUCAAGUCAGUAUGCAAGAGUUGGUGUAGAUAUAUUAACAGUCCUACAUUCAUCAAGCAUCACCUCGUUCGUACCAGCAAAAACCCUAGAAUCAUGAUCAGAGAUGCUAUCCGCGGGGAUGGUACAAAUCCGUUCUAUAUCGUAGAUUAUGAUUCAAUAUCAUCAGGGUUAUCAUCACGCAAGUGUGAACCAGUUGCUCGAUUGAAUUAUCCAGUGUCAGUAAACAACGGAGUUAGGAACCCUUACGUAGAUAUUGUGGGAUCUUGUAAUGGCUUGCUCUGUGUGAUUGCCCCCGUCUGUGAUACACCAAUUAUUUGGAACCCAUCAACUACAGAGUACAAGGAAAUUAUACUGCCACCACCUGACAAUCAUCUUCGGUGGGUUUCCUAUGGUUUUGGUUACGAUAGAAAAAUUAAUGAUUACAAGUUGGUAUGUUUAUCAUGGGAAGAAGUUUAUAUAUACAGGUUAAGAUCAUCUUCAUCUAGAAAACUUGUCAAAAACAUCCCUUGUGGUAAAGUUUGGGAACCAGCUGGUCUGCUUCUGAAUGGUGCUUUACAUUGGACACUUGCCGCUAACGCCAUCACGGGCGAAAUCUCCAAAAUCAUUGUUGUUUUUGACAUCAGCAGUGAGAAGUUCAUGAGUUGGCCUUUUCCAGAAGAAAUUGUACUACGUACACCUGACAGCAGUUGUUAUCUUCAAGUGUUUGAAAACUCCCUUUGCAUAAUUUCUAGUGUCCAUGCGGCUCGAGUUGAUGUAUGGGUAAUGCAAAAUUAUGGAGUGACAGAAUCCUGGACUAAGCCAUUCACCACUGCCCAAGAAAGAAUUACUAAUAGUCCAUACAGUUUAGAGCUCUAUUGGUAUUGUAUAAAUGGUGAUAUUCUGAUACUGGUCGAAGGACGUUUUGGUAUAUACGACCAAAAGAAUGACAGAAUUAAGUUUUUGAAUAUCAAUGGCCUUGACGAUGGUUAUACUUAUGGACAACCCCGGUGUGUUGGGGGGAGUUAUGUGGAGAGUUUAGUUUCACUAAAUUCUGGUACUUAUAUGAGAAAAAGAAGGAACUGA